This is a messenger RNA of Epinephelus lanceolatus (giant grouper), 2447 nucleotides long. It is a transcript of the gene matcap2, whose product is annotated as microtubule associated tyrosine carboxypeptidase 2. The record is from RefSeq and is a predicted model, not a curated record. Lineage: Eukaryota; Metazoa; Chordata; Actinopteri; Perciformes; Serranidae.
CAUGGAAACAGAUCAGUCAGUGCAGGGUCUACCACACAGACAGCUUGACGGGCGUCAGUUUUGCUGCGGCUCAGAGAAGACAGACCGCCUAAUGUCGGCUCAGGUAUAUUAAUUAAAAUGCUUUAAAGACAUGUCACUGAAUGUCUAACACAUAGGCUCUACAACCAACUAGCUGUACCCGUCGGGUUUCAACAUUAGCCGGCUAAUUUAGCUACUUUAUCAGCCGCAGCGCUCCUCGAAGAAUAUUAACGGUUCUUACUGAGACCUUCUCAGAGGAUGCUGGACUCAAUAAAAGUAAUAGAAAUACUCCACUGGCAAGAAGUCGAAAUGUCCAAAAAGUACAUCUUAAACUCUGCUGACAACGCACUGAGUCCCAGCCAAGUGUACCUGGAGAAGACUUCUUCCAGCGUCCUAGACCUCUUCAGCACUACCUGCAGCAGCUACAAAAUCCCGCUGCAGGCUAAGGAGAAGGAGAAGAGUCCGAAACAGUCCCCAUACAGGAGGCCAAAAACAUCAGUGAAAUGUGGCACAACAUUUAGUAGAAGAAACCGCCCGGCCAUGGCUCCUAAGAAGUUGCAUGCUCCAGAAGUAGGUGGGAAACCUGCACAAAUAAAUCGUGUUCACUCAGGCAACUCCCAUCUCUCUAAACCAGCACAGAACAUUGCAGUGGAGGGCAGCCGCAUGGGCCUAACCCCUCAUACAGUCCCACAGCUCAGGAAGAUACACAUCCCCAGUUCCCCUCGCACUAAACCCCCGUCGUUGCACAAAGCAGCGAUUACACAGGAAGCAAACAAUGCCAAGAUCUGCAUCCUUUCAGCCAUCAGGCCAUCUAAUGUCAAGAAAGAGAAGGCCAAGUUUUUCCAGUCUAACUUCAGCUAUAAUCCACAGUUUGAAUACAGCAACCCAGUUUGUCCACGUAUCCUGGCACGGCAUAACAAUGCCUCAGAUCGCUUCCUGAAACAGGCAGUGAACAUCAUGGAGCAUGCAUUGCAGCGAUAUGGCAGCUAUGAGAAGUUUGAAAAGGCCACAGGGGGCAACCUCCUCACUGAGAGUCGCAUCUUGGACAUUGUCAAGAAAUACAUGGAGAGGGAGGGUUGCUUGGGGGAGAUUGUUGUCCGGGUGACAGAUGAACUCCUGUCCAGAGGCUCCAUGACUGUGGUGAACAGCAGACCCACACUGACCAUCAACAUCUCCACUGCCCGAGAGCACUGGCUAGAAGGCAUGCUGAGGCAUGAGAUCGGCACACAUUAUUUCCGUGGCAUCAACAACCGCCACCAGCCGUGGAGGAGCAACAGGAAGAAGUACAACCUGAAGCCUGUGAACCCCACAGAGGAGGGCCUGGCCAGCAUCCACAGUGUCCUGUUCAGGAAAGACCCCACACUGUGGCGCGCCGCCCUGCUCUACUACACCGUCUACCAGGCCAGCCACAUGUCCUUCUGUCAGCUCUUUCAUGACCUGGGGCGCUUUGUCCAGGACCCCAACACCCGCUGGGACUACUGCGUCCGAGCCAAGAGGGGCCAGAUCGAUACAGCACAGCCAGGGUGCUACAUUAAAGACCAGGUCUACCUGGAUGGUGUCCUAAGGAUCCUAAGAUACAGAGAUCAGAUCAACUUCCCACUACUGAUGGCUCUAGGAAAGGUGUCAUUCGAAGAUGUCGACCGCCUCAAAGUGCUGGCUCAGAUGGACAAAGUCCACAUCCCACUCUUCAUGAAGGACCAGGUGAAGUAUGCCAAGCAGCUGGUAAAAAUCAUGGAGAUCAACCAGCUGACUGACGAAGAGCUCAAGAGCAUCGUCUGAGCCCGCUCCAUGCCAACGCACAAACCUGAUUAAACCUGAAUACAGCCUGUCAGAGCACUGCCAGCCACGGCCCACACGCCUCAACACCGUCAUUGUGCAUGGUAGUACAGUGUGUGAUCAGAGCAGCAUGCUGCAUGUAGUGUAGAGUUGUGUUAGACAGAUAGAUUAGUUUAAUCUCACGUUAGCUUUGAAUUGAAAACCUGUUAUCACCCAGUGAUUUGUUCACUGACACAGUCGGGAUCACCAAGACAAUCGUUUCAGUGUGUUGUGUGUUUAGGGCUGAAUGUGGUUCAUUUUGUUUCCCAGUGCCAAGACAAUACCUGGUUUGCUUUAUUGAUACUAAAAUUGGAAUUUUCGAAAUUUCUUAGUGCCAUUUUUUUAUGUGGCAGUUUCUGAUACUCGGUUUGUGGUUUUUAAAAGAGAGUUUUAAUGUCCCAUGAUGACCUGGAUUAGAGCCUGACUGUGAUUAGGGUUAUAUUAAUAGUUAAGACUUAAAAAUUGGACAAAUGUAUGUGUGCCAUUUUUUGUUUAUUUAACAUAAACGCAUCACAUGAACGAGAAAAUCCCUUAAAUUGGUUUAUUUUAAACACAUAUUAAAGGGUCAUUUCUCCCCCUUAAAUCAAAAAUACUUAUUUUUCCUCUUACCUGUA